This is a messenger RNA of Aspergillus candidus, 1569 nucleotides long. RefSeq names its product flavin monoamine oxidase family protein. The record is from RefSeq and is a predicted model, not a curated record. The coding region runs from base 1 to 1569 and encodes 522 amino acids. NCBI's taxonomy places the organism in Eukaryota, Fungi, Ascomycota, Eurotiomycetes, Eurotiales, Aspergillaceae. Gene Ontology annotation, molecular function: oxidoreductase activity. The transcript has 4 exons.
AUGGGUAGCAUUAGUCCCCACGUGGCAGUCAUAGGGGCUGGGUUUGCGGGUCUCAGAUGCGCCGACAUUCUCGUCCAGAAUGGAGCCAGAGUGACCGUCUUCGAGGCACGAGAUAGAGUCGGAGGAAGGGUUCAUCAAACGCAGAUCCACAAUCACACUAUUGACCUUGGUCCCAACUGGAUCCAUGGCACUGGAACCAACCCGAUGGCCACUCUUGCAGAAACUACCAACACCACUACUACCGAUUUUGAAGAGGAGCUGCUUCUCAUCGCCGCAGACGGGAAGCCAGUUAGUCGGGCUGUUGCCAACAAGAUAUCAGAGUUUUUGUGGGCCUCCAUCGAGGAAGCUUUUGAGUAUAGUAACGCCCACAAAGACACGAUCUCCCCGGAUAGGAGCCUGCUCGACUUCUUCCGAGAACGAGUCGACGGUUCAGACUUCACCCCGGAGGAAAAGCACCUGUUCAUCGAGACUAGCAGAAUGUGGGGUGUGUAUGUAGGUGACGGUGUCGAUCGACAGAGCUUGAAGUUCUUCUGUCUGGAAGAAUGUAUCGACGGAAGCAAUUCAUUCGUGGCAUCCACCUACAAAGCAAUCCUGGAGCACGUUUCCAGGGCCGCUCUCCAGCACGCGGACCUCCGUCUGAACCAGCCAGUCGUGAAAAUCGAGUCAAAGCCUCGCGCACACGAGACUGGUUCCUCGCGCAAUGUAUGGCUAACCACCGCAGCAGGAGAGACAGCUCGAUUCGAUGAAGUGGUAGUGACCACCCCAUUGGGCUGGCUCAAGCGUAACAAAUCCGCUUUCACCCCAGAGCUGCCUCCACGUCUCACCCAAGCUAUCGACAGUAUCUCCUACGGCCGACUCGAGAAAGUCUACGUCACCUUCCCAACAGCCUUCUGGCACACAAGCAACACAUCGGUCACCACCAACAGCAACAAUCCCACCACCAACGCCACCUUCGUCCAAUUCCUCGACCCCAACUACACCGCACGCCCCGAAUCCAUAACCUGGAACCAAGAGUGCGUCUCCCUCGCAGCACUCCCACCGCACUGCGCCCACCCAACCCUCCUCUUCUACACCUAUGGACCCUGCGCAACACACAUCGUCUCCAACCUCGCCAACCUACCCCCCACCUCCCCAGAAUACCACACCAUCCUCGACACCUUCCUCCACCCCUUCUACUCCCGCCUCCCAAACUACACCGCCUCCUCCCCAUCCUGCAAACCCCUCGCCUUCAUCGCCACCCAGUGGCAGAACGACCCCUACGCCGGAAACGGCUCCUACUGCAACUUCCAAAUCGGCCUGCAGCAAGGCGACCGCGACAUCGAGGUUCUGCGCGCCGGGCUCGGCGCAGACAGAGGCGUGUGGUUCGCGGGCGAGCAUACCGCGCCGUUCGUGGCGGUUGGGACGACGACGGGCGCUUACUGGAGUGGAGAGCGCGCUGCGGGCCAGGUUUGUGAGGUUUAUGGGCUUGGGAGACUUGGUUUGGGUGUGCUGAGGGAUGAUUCUUUGCCGUCGGCUGGAGGGGAUAAGGGGAGUCUUGUUGAUGAUGAUGUUGUUUCUGGUGUUAAUUGA